AACCUUUUGUGUCUCUUGUAAACAUGGCUGCUUCUCUGCGAGACGUAGUCAAGUGGUAUUUUGCAAUUCCACAAUUCCACUAAAUUCCGUACCACUGCGUUUGCUGAUAAGCUCCAAUAAAAAUGGCGUUUAGUAUAUCUGCUUGCAUGCCGACGGUUUUGAAAUUGGUUGACGAUGCGACAGCCUUGGAUUCGGGCAAUUGUUUCAAGGAGGCAUAUUGUCAGUAUCUUAGCUGCUGUGAAUUUAUUUCACAAAUUUUAAAAGAUGAUGCUUGGGAAAAGGAUAUUCAUGCUGUAUACAGCAGAGAUGUUGCGAAACUGCUCCGGCUGAUUCAACUUUGUCAAGAGAGGGCUCUCAGUAUUGUUUCCUCACAAGCUCCAAAGUCAUGCAGUCCCCCAGGAUCUCCUCAGCUUGAUGCUCAAAGAAAGGCCAACUCUGAAACUAGCUUGUCAUUACAACCACCCAAUUACACCAACCGCAAGUACUCAGAUCCCAUACCACCCAGAAGAGAGGGUGUGGCUGGUCCUGCCCGAACUGGGAUACACACCCGCAACAACUCAGCCGGGUCAAUUUCUUCCAAUGACUCACAAGCAGGAGUUAGACCAUUACAGUUCCCAUCACCACCUUCCUCUCCAGUCAUAUCUCGAAGGGCCAAUGCUGCCAUGUUGGAGAAACACAUGGUUAGAGAUAUGUACCCAGGGAGGGAGACUGGUUCAGGCUUGGCAGAGGGUUACCAUGGCAACCAGCUGUUUAUCCAGGCAUAUAGGACAAGGACAGAGCAGAUUGGGGGGUUGAAGAGAGGGCCAAAUAGGGACACCAUUUCCAAGAGUCUUAGUAUGAUGCGGAAAAUGGCAGAGAAUCAAGAGAUUGCCAGGGCAAGAGAGGAAGCCUUGAAAAAGAAGAAGCUGGAAAGACAGCAGAGGUUGCGGGCGGAAACUGACAGGCGUUUUGCAUUUUCAACUCUGGCAAGCAGAGAAGCCCAAGAACAGCGUGUCAUCUACACACAGAUUUUAGAAUUUGAACAAGAAACGAUCUGGCCAAAACAGCUCCGUCAAAAGCUGAAAAAUUCUCCAGAGGACUCGAACAUCAUUAAUAAGAUUAUGCAGCAAAUUUUCAGUUCCAAAGAACACCCUUUGACGCGCUACCUGCUGCAGUACCAAUACCUCAUAUACCAGAAACUUGGACCUCUUGUAAGGGACGACCGCUUCUCUUACCCUGCUAGUGUAACCACACGCCUGGCUGAUACAUCUGGGAGGGGUCAAGGAGAUGACACAGAUGGCCUAGCGGAUACACCCGGUACAGGGCAAAGCGGUGAUACAGAUGGCCUAGCGGAUACACCCGGUACAGGGCAAAGCGGUGAUACAGAUGGCCUAGCGGAUACACCCGGUAUAGGGCAAAGCGGUGAUACAGAUGGCCUAGCGGAUACACCCUGUACAGGGCAAAGCGGUGAUACAGAUGGCCUAGCGGAUACACCCUGUACAGGGCAAAGCGGUGAUACAGAUGGCCUAGCGGAUACACCCGGUACAGGGCAAAGCGGUGAUACAGAUGGCCUAGCGGAUACACCCGGUACAGGGCAAAGCGGUGAUACAGAUGGCCUAGCGGAUACACCCGGUACAGGGCAAAGCAAUGAUACAGAUGACCUAGUUGAUACAUCCGGUACAGGGCAAAGUGAUGAUACAGAUGGCCUAGUUGAUACAUCCGGUACAGGGCAAAGUGAUGAUACAGAUGGCCCAGUUGAUACAUCCGGUACAGGGCAAAGUGAUGAUUCAGAUGGCCCAGUUGAUACAUCCGGUACAGAGCAAAGUGAUGAUACAGAAUGCCCAGUUGAUACACCCGAUACAGGGCAAGAAAGCGACACAGAACUCCAAGCUGAUACAACCGGUAUAAAGCAGAGUAUGAAUAGAUCACUACAGAAUGUAAGAACACAGGAGGGGUCUCAUGACAUUGACAAAAAAUCGGAGUCUGAUGAGAGCUCAGGCAUUGUUGAUAAAGCAGAUAAGAAUGUCAUGUCAUUCUCGUCGCUUGAAGGUAAAGAAGAGCUGGAUGAGGAAUGUGGUGUUGAGUGGAAACAUCAACAUUGUCAGGUGAUAAAUAGCACUAACAAUCGCAUUGUAAAUGAUGGUGAGGAUGUGGGUUUUGUGGAAGGAGAUCAGGGUGGGACAUGCCAAGGAGGAGAGAAACGAUUUCAUCUCAUUGGUGGCGGAGAUGUGCUAGAAGAGAAAGAAGUAAAUGGAGAAGUUGAUCAUAAAAACUACUUCCUUCCAGAAGGUGCUGAGUUGGAAUCCAUUUCAAGUGGCAAUGAGCAUAAAGCAACUAAUCAUCAUGAUGAUAACGACAGGAAUAAGGUAGAAAAAUUGGUGGAGGAACCAGAAUCAGACCAGGACAAAUUGGACCGACUUGAAAGUUUUACAGUAGAAACUGAAUCAAAUCAUGAUAAAGAAUUGAUGGAGAAACCGGGGUCAGACAAGCUCAACCGGAAGACGAGAGGACAAUUAGACAGUUGUAAGAACUCUCAAGAUGAAACUGAAUUAUUUGAGGAUAUUGGUAUGGUGGAGAAACCGGGCUUAAAAAAAUCCACACCGGAUGACGAGAGUGCUAUUUUGGACGGUUGUGAAAACUUUGCAGAGGAAGUUGUAUUUAAUGAACAUAAGGAAUCGUUGGAUAAAUCGAGAUUGAAUGAAUAUAAUCAGGAUGACGAGAGUGGUGACUUGAAAAAAUCUGAAGACUUUUCAGAUAGGCUACCCUUUAAUAAAAGUACCCAUGCAGCGAAUGUGGACGAUACUUCAGACCGUGGGGCUCAUAACCCGCAACUUGAAGAUCCCGAAGAUGCUGAAGAAAAACGUGGUAAAGCUGUAAAAACGACGGAUGCCAGGUUAACAAAAAUUAAUAGUCUUGACUUGGAUUCGGACUUCCUGGAGCUUGAAGAGGAAAUGCUGAAAUGGGAAAGCAGUGACGAUGAAGACCAUGAUGAUGGUAAUAUUCCAGCUGUUUUUGGUGAUGGUGAUGGCAGGGAAGGUGAAGAACAGUCAUCAAAGAAAUGCGCUACAGGUAUUAGCAAUAGCGAGUCGACGGCUGAAGAUCCUAAGGUUGGUCCAGAUUCAACUUCGAGUGAACACAGAGGUAGGGUAUGUGAUAGCGGUUACUGUGCUGAUUCGAAGGGAUUAAGAUCCAUAGAGUCUAAAAGAAUUGAGAAGGAGAAUGAUGGAAACCACAAGGAGGAGCUGACGCAAGAAGUAAGCCUCGAAGAAACAAGAAAACAGCUGAAAGAUAUCUUUGUGGAUAUUCGCUUCUUUUUAGAAAAGCUGCAAAAGCUACUGAUACUAGCCUAUGAGGAGCUGGAUACGCCUACUGGGCAUGAUCAAUGCUACGCCAGCGUGGAGCACCCCUUUUUCCGGCCUCUGUGGCCACUGCUCCUUGCUGUCUUAAGGCGAGUAAAUUACGAGAAGGAAGAGACGCUUGGUUACGUCAUGACUAAACACAUUCGAGAUACUCCCGCAGGAAUGAGUGUCACAGAACGCCUCUGCAUGCAAGAUGAGACCGCGCUGGAAGCCACAGGAAACCACUACCCUUAUCAGCUUGCGGUGGAUGAGCUUCACAAGGUGGUCACGUAUGUCUGCCCAUUGGAGAAACUCGAGUGCUUAGUUCGCACGUCUAGAAAUAUCUGUCAGUGUGUUGAGGACUACUGGGAGUGCAAAGGCAAGCCAAGGCACUGCUCUGAGACAUCCAUAGGAUGCGAUGACCUCCUCCCAGUCCUAGGCUACGUGAUCGUUCGUAGUGGAAUGGCACAGCUGAUAUCUGAGUGUCACGCAAUGGAAGAGUUUAUACCGGAAGGGUAUCUGAUGGGUGAAGAGGGAUAUUGCCUCACAACUCUGCAAACAGCACUUGCCUAUCUCAUAACCAUGGACACGUCUGUGCAAAGAACAUAGGAAGGAUAGUGGCGCUACAGCUCACGCAAGGCUUGUCACGUCUGCGCGACGCUUUAUUUUUUUUUUGCACAAAGGAGCAAAUAAAUAAGAACACAUUCACCCAGAUAACUUUGCCUAGGAUUGAGAAUUCAUUAAUUAAAGCAGCGUUGCUAGCACAUAGUCUACUAUAUUCCUUUCUUGUUUUUUUUUUUCGUUGAUCCGAAAUAUAAGAACUCAAUAAGCUUGAAUCCCAAAAAUGCACCCAACGGGUGCUUUUAUGUGCGUUUUUUUUGUAUUUUAACAAAACAAUACGUUAUGGUAGCUUAUGCAGUUUCACAUGAGAUCGAAUUAUGACGUCACACGUAGGCGUGAUUGUGUGACCAAAUUAUAAUGUAUUGUUACUAAGUGAUAACUUAGAAUAAGAUAUUUUUUUAUCAUCAAGAGGGGAUAUGUAAUGACGGCAUUCAUAAUAAUAAAAAAUUACUACAAUUCAGGAA
Nematostella vectensis (starlet sea anemone) is the source of this 4402-nucleotide messenger RNA. Its product is annotated as dentin sialophosphoprotein-like. The transcript has 17 exons. The coding region runs from base 123 to 3926 and encodes 1267 amino acids. Gene Ontology annotation, biological process: vesicle-mediated transport. Gene Ontology annotation, molecular function: small GTPase binding; guanyl-nucleotide exchange factor activity. Gene Ontology annotation, cellular component: endocytic vesicle; cytosol. The record is from RefSeq and is a predicted model, not a curated record. Lineage: Eukaryota; Metazoa; Cnidaria; Anthozoa; Actiniaria; Edwardsiidae.